Molecule: messenger RNA, 1821 nt
Organism: Aspergillus bombycis
Lineage: Eukaryota; Fungi; Ascomycota; Eurotiomycetes; Eurotiales; Aspergillaceae
Gene: nar1
Product: iron-sulfur cluster assembly protein NAR1
Exons: 2
Coding region: 1-1821 (606 amino acids)
Biological process (GO): iron-sulfur cluster assembly
Cellular component (GO): cytosolic [4Fe-4S] assembly targeting complex
Molecular function (GO): 4 iron, 4 sulfur cluster binding
Source: RefSeq, a predicted model, not a curated record
AUGAGUGCCAUUUUAUCGGCAGAUGACUUGAACGAUUUCAUCUCUCCGGGUGUUGCCUGCAUCAAACCGGUAGAGACGCUUCCAAAGAAUGAGUCCUCAAAUUCCCAGAACCCAUACGAAGUGACCACGGAAGAUAAAGUUCAGCCUGAAAACUUGCCCCCAGCACAGAUAUCGUUGACCGACUGUCUUGCCUGUUCAGGCUGCGUCACCUCCGCUGAGGCGGUGCUGAUCUCGUUGCAAUCGCACGCCGAGGUCCUCAAUACCCUUGACGCAUAUCCCGAAUUACCAUUGACGCAGAACAACAAUGGGCCUUACAUCGACAGUAGUAAUGUGCCUGACGGAGAAAGCAGGAUUUUCGUGGCCAGUGUUAGCCCUCAAGUGAGGGCAAGCUUGGCUGCUACCUACGGCAUAUCAGAGAAGGAAGUGACAUACGUGAUCGAUCAAUUUCUAAGCGGGCCCCACGGCUUACGGGCUGGAGGAAAACACGGUAGCGGCUUCACUUGGGUUGUCGAUACCAACAUCAUGCGUGAAGCAGUACUCGUUCUUACAGCAGACGAAGUUGGCGAGACUUUGAAGGAACCAUCUGGAAGAGGUACUUCAAAAGAUCCUCUCCCUAAGCGGCCAGUUUUGUCAUCAGCCUGUCCGGGGUGGAUUUGCUAUGCUGAGAAGACACACCCUUUCGUACUCCCCCAUCUUUCUCGACUGAAGUCCCCUCAAGCAUUGACGGGCACCUUUCUGAAGACCGUGCUCAGCAAAGCUCUGGGUGUGCCGCCUUCCCGCAUAUGGCAUCUCGCGAUCAUGCCUUGCUUUGAUAAGAAGCUUGAGGCCAGUCGAGAAGAACUCACUGAUGUGUCAUGGUCCCCGCUUGACGGUGGAGCAGUUUCAACUGAGAAUAAGCCUGUCCGUGAUGUCGAUUGUGUUAUUACUACUCGAGAGCUACUUACAUUGGCUUCGUCCCGUGGGAUAUCUCUCCCUACAUUACCGCUGAAAUCCCUUGCGCCAUCAUUUGCCCCACAAUUCCCAGAUGAGACACUUAACGCGUUCCUGUUCCGCAAGCAUAAUGCGUCGGAACAGUCCAUGGAGACCGGUACAUCUGGUGGUUACCUUCAUCACGUCCUUAAGACUUUCCAAGCCAAAAGUCCUGGAAGUGAGAUUGUGACCCAGAGGGGGAGAAAUGCUGAUGUUGUGGAGUACUCGCUUAUGUCUCCUGGAGGCGAAACCCUCAUGAAAGCCGCUCGCUAUUAUGGUUUCAGGAACAUCCAGAAUCUUGUCCGGAAGCUCAAGCCUGCACGUGUGUCACGGCUCCCUGGGGCUAGAGUGCCUGCAGCUUCAGUGGGCGGCAAUCGGCGACAGCCAAUCUCGAGAAACGGCGCUGCUGCUGGGUCUGGGACGGACUAUGCUUACGUGGAAGUUAUGGCGUGUCCGGGUGGCUGUACCAAUGGCGGAGGGCAGAUACGUAUUGAAGAUGCCAGAGAAGUAAGCUCCAGUGCACAGUCAGUAGCGGCAGCAGAGAACCCAUCAAAGCCAACCCCGCACGAGCAGCGGGCCUGGCUCGCUCGUGUCGACGAAGCAUAUUUCUCUGCCGAGUCUGAUACCGAAGGCGAAAUGGAUGGUCAGACACAGCCCCUCACCAUCCCUGAGAGGGAGGCUAGGGUUCAUGAAGCUUUUGAGUAUUGGUCCGACUUGAUGAAGAUUCCUCUUUCGAAACUUGUCUAUACGACUUAUCGUGAGGUUGAGAGCGAUGUUGGCAAACCCAAAGACGCCCCUAUUGAUACUACCCGCGUCGUAGAGUUGGCCGGGAAGAUCGGUGGUGGUUGGUAG